AUGUUCGCGGAGACUGUGCGAUAUGCGCUAUACGUGCUCUUGCUUUGGAUCGUCGCGUCCCUCGUGAAGAGUGUCUUUAUUCCGUCACCCUUGGCCAAUAUCCGUGGCCCGCCCUCGACCGGAAGCUGGCUGUGGGGGCACUUCAAGCAACUGUUUGAUCGGCAAAGCUGGCAGUUCCAGCAUGAGCUGUACAAUAAAUACGGCCAGAUUGUCACUGCGGAUGGCCUAUUCGGGCGCAAAUUAUUGUUUGUCUUCGAUCCGCUCGCGCUGCAUCAUGUACUCCUUAAGGACCAACAUAUCUACGAAGAGACAGAGCAGCUUAUUCAGAUGGACCUUCAACUCUUUGGACCCGGACUGCUUUCAGUGCUAGGUGAUACGCACAGGAAGCAACGCAAGAUGCUGAAUCCUGUCUUCUCCAUCAAACACAUGCGACAGAUGCUCCCCAUCUUCUAUCAGGUAACAGAUCGGCUCAGGCAAGCGUUGAAUGACCGCGUCGUGAAUGGGCCUCAAGCAGUGGAUAUGAUGAGCUGGAUGACGCGCAUCGCGCUGGAGCUCAUCGGGGAAGGCGGCCUCGGAUACUCGUUCGACCCCCUCACAACUGACUCCGCGAACCCAUGGGGCGAAGCGAUGAAGAACCUCAUGCCCUCCGUCAUGCCCCUCAUGCCUUUCCGUGUCAUCCUCCCCUUCCUCUGCAAGUACACUUCCCCUCGCCUCCGCCGGUGGGCCGUCGGGCGCAUCCCGUGGGCGCCGCUCCAGAAGGUCCGCGGGAUCAUCGACACGAUGGACGAGAUGUCGCACACUAUCUACAACACGAAGAUGAGCGCGCUCCGAAAGGGCGAAGAGGCGACCGUGCAGCAAAUCGGCGCGGGCAACGACGUGAUGAGCAAACUCUUGCAGGCGAAUACGAUGGCGUCUGAGGAGGAUAAGCUCCCGGACGACCAGCUCAUAGCGCAGAUCACGACCAUCGUGUUCGCAGCUAUGGAUACGACGUCGGGCGUGCUUGCGCAUAUCCUGCACAUGCUCUCGGAGCAUCAAGAGGUGCAAGAGCGCCUGAGACAGGAGAUCAUCGAAGCUCGCAGAGAGAAUGACGGCGAAGAGCUGUCGUACGAGCAGCUGUCGGAACUUUCGCUGCUCGAUGCGGUCUGCCGCGAGACGCUCCGCAUGUAUCCGCCGCUUGUAUUCCUCACUCGCACCGCCGUUGAGGCCGCCGUCCUUCCUCUCUCGACGCCGAUUGAAGGACGCGACGGCACGCUCAUGCACGAGGUUCUUGUGCCCAGAGGUACAUCCGUCGUGAUCAGCAUCCUCGCGUCGAACCGCAAUCGCGCGUUGUGGGGACCCGAUGUGGAUGAGUGGAAGCCGGAGCGUUGGGCAAAGCUGCCGGACGCCGUCGUCGACGCGCACAUUCCAGGGGUAUAUUCACAUCUGCUGACGUUCCUGGGAGGGAGUCGGGCGUGCAUCGGGUUCAAGUUCUCAGAGAUGGAAAUGAAGGUCGUUCUGAUGAUGCUUCUUUCCAACUUCAAGCUGUCCAUUCCCGAUAACCUGGGCGCGCCCAUCUGUUGGAACUUCGCGGGGGUACAGUGGCCGAGUGUGGGCAGGACAAGCUCUACCUCUGAGCUUCCCCUAAAACUUGAGCUCUUGGAGAAGAGAUUGUGACUUCACAUGCAAUCAAGCGCCAGGCUACGCUGUU
Messenger RNA from Dichomitus squalens LYAD-421 SS1, 1687 nucleotides. RefSeq names its product cytochrome P450. Bases 1 to 1653 code for a protein of 550 amino acids. The transcript has 14 exons. NCBI's taxonomy places the organism in Eukaryota, Fungi, Basidiomycota, Agaricomycetes, Polyporales, Polyporaceae. Gene Ontology annotation, molecular function: oxidoreductase activity, acting on paired donors, with incorporation or reduction of molecular oxygen; monooxygenase activity; iron ion binding. The record is from RefSeq and is a predicted model, not a curated record.